AUGACAAAGCUUCAAGCCAUGAUAGUUGAUAUCAAGAACAUGAAGCGCCUCGGAACCUACUUUCUCUUCACCAUCAACAAAACUCCCUUGGUAUACCCCUUGACCGUCUCCUUCCCCUUCUCAACACCAGCCUCAUGCAGCAGCCUCUCAAUCUCCCUCCUGCACUUCCUCAACGGGUCCCUCUCCGUCCCGGCAUCAUCGGGAUGAGCCUCCCGCCAGCGCGUCACCGGCGUACCGGUGCUCAUAAUCUUCUCCCACUUAUUCAGACUCACCUCGGAGUUCUCCACAUCAAAGAAGCUCUCGCUGGGACUCCACUCCCUCCGGUAAAACGUGUC
Molecule: messenger RNA, 335 nt
Organism: Podospora pseudopauciseta
Lineage: Eukaryota; Fungi; Ascomycota; Sordariomycetes; Sordariales; Podosporaceae
Exons: 2
Coding region: 1-207 (68 amino acids)
Source: RefSeq, a predicted model, not a curated record